This is a messenger RNA of Rotaria sordida, 507 nucleotides long. The record is from the annotation of a GenBank genome assembly. NCBI's taxonomy places the organism in Eukaryota, Metazoa, Rotifera, Eurotatoria, Philodinida, Philodinidae.
AUGAUGGAUCCAUAUCCACCACCAGUCUAUGUUAUUCCUGGAAUGAAAGUGGGAUGUAUGCCAUAUGAUGCAUUCCUUGGUAGUAACCUCGAAUGUUUUUUUUCGGCUACAUGUCUCAAUAAUACAGCCAGAUGGAUUUCAAGUCUACCUGCUAGUGAUUGGCCUAAGCCAUUAAAUAGUUCAGCCAUGUUGAAUUUCUUACCAAAUACUUCAACUCUGUCCAUUGUUGAUCAAUUUUUAAUCGAUCAUUGGAAUAUUAUAAAGAAUUUCUCUAGUUAUUUCACUUUUUGUGCACCGACUGAAUGUACUUAUAAGGUGGAACAAUACAAUAGUUUCAUCUAUGCACUAACUUUACUCAUUGGUUGUUGUGGAGGUCUCAUUGUUGGUCUUCGUGUCGUAGCACCAUUAAUUGUCAAGUUUAGUCAACAUAUACAUGGAUGGUUUCUUCGAAAAACACAAAUGAAGAUUCAUCCUACAGAAACACAACAAGGUAUUACCAAAAAAUGA